AUGUUCACCCUCUGCGCCCGAACUCCCACAGCCUGCAACAAUUCCCACACCCGCGCUCGCGAGCGCUCCACACCGCCCGCCCCGCCCCCGAGGUACCUGAAACCCUUUGCAUCCACCCACCCGACUCCUCUCUCACCACCCAAACCGCCAGCCAGCCUCGCCUACGAUAAACCACAGCACUCCCACCAUCGUCCCACGCCGUCGAGGGCCGUUCCCCGACCGUCAGACACCGUGGCUGCCCCGCCCGCCCACCCCGGGUUUGACCAACCCCCGCCCGAACUCUCAUACCUCUAUGCGAGCACCCAGCCCGUCUCGCCCUCGUCGACUCUCCGCUCCGGCCCAGACAGCCUCCCAGACCCCUUCGCCACCCCCGUGCGCAAGCGGACCUCGAGCUCGGCCGCGAGCCAGCCGCCAUUGAAGAAGCAGAACAACGGCCGCCAGCCCGCUUCCUCCAACGCCCGCAAGAGCAGCCACCAGAGCAGCCGCACCAUGAGCGACGCAGACUCGGCCCAGGCCGCCCCGCCUGUCGAGCCUCCGCAAGCGAGCAAGCCCAAGCGCGUGCGCACCGGCUGCUUGACCUGCAGGGAGCGCCACCUCAAAUGCGACGAGGCUCUGCCCCAUUGCCAGAACUGCCGCAAGUCCAACAGGGUGUGCAAGCGCGGCAUCCGUCUGAACUUCAUCGACACCACCGUCCAGGCCCCGCCCGUUGUCCCCACCUCGCAGGACUGGAACAUCACUUUCCUCGACGAGUCCCGAGACAUCGCUUCCGAGUACAAGGGAGGUCUCAGCAAGUAUGGCGCCCCGGAAGUCCAAGCCACCACUCAAGCCAUGAACGGCUUGCAGUUGGAUUUUUCACAAGGCCCGCCUGCCGCUCCCGAGCUCUCGCACCAGCCUCUGCCGCCGAUUCACGGCGUGCUCCCCGACAUGUACGCCGAUGAUCAUAGCAACAUGUUGUACGAGACAACCCAAGCCCCCUCCAAUCCGCACGUGCAGCACGCCGGAAUCGACUUUUCCGCUUCGAGCUCCAUCCAGGCCGCCUCCGCCUAUAACAGCCAUGAGCCGACUACGUCACCGCCUGCAAGAUCCCGGGAUUAUUUAAACACUCAGGAAGAGGUUUUGUUUAUGCAAGUUUUUGUCGAAGAGGUCGGCUUGUGGAUGGACAGCAUGGACCCUCAGAAACACUUUUCUAGGCUGCUGCCGUUUCACGCUCUUGGCGAACCCAUGUUGCUGAAUGCUUUCUUGGCAUGCGGCGCCCGCCAUCUGUCCCUCGUCAAUGCCCGGUACACCGAAGACAAAGCACUGCAUUACUACGACACCGCCACAAGAUACCUGCUCAAUUCUCUGCAAAACCCCAACCGUGACACCGUCAUCUGCGCCACCACCGCUGUCAUUCUUAAUGUUUACGAAAUCAUGUGCGAAAAGGCUCUGCAACGAAUGAACCACAUCGCUGGCGCCCGUGCCCUCAUCAAAGAAUGCGGAUGGAACGCGAGGUCGACUGGAAUUGGAGCUGCCUGCUUUUGGUUGAACGUGGGGAUGGAGUUGCUGAGCUGUCUGCACUUCAAUUGGCAAGUGGCCUGGGACCCCGAUGACUGGGGCGUUGAUAUGGACUUUAGCCGCGAGACCGAGGCUGGGCGUGAAGAGAUGUGGACCUAUCGCAUAGUCUACGUUGUGGGCAAGAUCGCCAACUUUCGGGCGGGUAUCCCCAGAAAAUCCACGGGCUCUCCGCGAGACGACCAGCUCCGACUGCAGAAGAGGUUUGCUGAAUGGCAGAGGCUGAAAGAUUGGUGCGAUUCCUGGAACGAGUGCAUCCCUCGGACCAUGCACCCGAUGGCAUAUCUUUAUCCCUACCAGACGACGUCACAAUCAGCCUUCCCCGAAGUUUGGCUUAUCAAGCGGACAACCAUCGUGGCACGUCUCUUCUAUCACACGGCCAUGUGUUUGUUGGCACAGAUUAACCCGAUUGAAUCCAAGGAAGGUAAUGAGAUGCGCGACCUCCUGCAACGUCAUUCGCAACAAAUCUGUGGAAUCGUUGCGCAUGUUAAGGACCGUGGCGUUGCUAGCGUCGCCCUCCGUUCGCUCGCCAUUGCUGCCGAAUGUCUGACGAACCGGCGCGAGCAAGAAGAGGUGCUACAAAUCCUGGAUAAGAUACGUCAGGAAACCGGGUGGCGUGUUGCAUUCAUCAACACCGAACUCAAGAAACAAUGGGGAUGGCCGGAAGAUCCGCCGCAGCAACAGCAGCAGCCACAACAGCAACUUCCGACGCCAAACAUGGGCGGAGCUGCGCAGAUGCCGUACGUGGCCGCCCAAGCACAGGCACAAGCGCAGGCACAGGCGCAAGCUCAAGCUCAAGCUAACGCGGCGGUUGCUUCGGUGCAACCGCAGGCCACUUCGCUCCAACCAAUGGCGAGCCUGCAACCCACUUCGACCACCACGAACGUGAGCAAUCCCGCCCAAGUGGCAGUCGGAGCACCCACGACGGCCGCACCCCGACCCCGCCUACCUUCAGGUAUCCUCAAUCCCAUGCUCGCCGCUGCAGACUUUUCGAUGCCUCAACAUCCUUAUCAGAGUUACUAUGUCGCGCCCAACAGCAUCAGCAGCGGAAACAGUUGGGCUUUUAAUACGUAA
Messenger RNA from Lasiodiplodia theobromae, 2625 nucleotides. Its product is annotated as C6 zinc finger domain-containing protein. NCBI's taxonomy places the organism in Eukaryota, Fungi, Ascomycota, Dothideomycetes, Botryosphaeriales, Botryosphaeriaceae. Gene Ontology annotation, biological process: positive regulation of transcription by RNA polymerase II. The transcript is spliced from 4 exons. Bases 1 to 2625 code for a protein of 874 amino acids. Gene Ontology annotation, molecular function: zinc ion binding; transcription cis-regulatory region binding; DNA-binding transcription factor activity, RNA polymerase II-specific. The record is from RefSeq and is a predicted model, not a curated record. Gene Ontology annotation, cellular component: nucleus.